Messenger RNA from Aspergillus welwitschiae, 2379 nucleotides. RefSeq names its product Pal1 family protein. Bases 431 to 1723 code for a protein of 430 amino acids. The record is from RefSeq and is a predicted model, not a curated record. Lineage: Eukaryota; Fungi; Ascomycota; Eurotiomycetes; Eurotiales; Aspergillaceae. The transcript has 3 exons. Gene Ontology annotation, cellular component: cytoplasm.
GGCGUGACGCUGGGCCCCUCAGGUGCGUCAUCUUGCUGAUUCUUGUUUUGUCCCCUGGUCCUGUCCUCCUUCCAGGAUUCUUCGUUAUCUCCCAGCCGUUUCACCUCUAGCGGGGCUUCCCCUUGGUCAGAGUGUUAUCUGUCCUGUGCCGCCUGCUUUUCUAUUUCAGAACCGUGCUUCCCCAAAGUAAAAGUACCAAAAAAGCUAACUUUGAUCUGUCUGCUGCUCAACUACAGGCUCACCUGUCCAACAAGCUUUCGGUCCAGCCCCCGUCAAUCUGGGCUCCAACAAUCCCUUUCGGAAUCGUGCUCUGUCGCCUUCCGCCAGCUCUUUCGCAUCUGCCAGUGGCCAAUCUGAACGCCGAGUCUCUACGAAUCCUUUUGACGACGACACGCUUUCGCCGCAGUCGGCUCCCGUGAUAGGGUCAACCAUGGUCUCCCCAGUCGAGAGACAAGACAUGACGUCCAACACUCGUGAACUCUUUGAGAACCUUUCCGUAAACCCUGCUCCCCAGAACACUGGUUACAGACAAGCUCCCCCGCGCCCGGACAAGCCCGCGCCCAACGGAUACCCGACGAACCGUGGACCUCCGCCGAGGGAACGCCCAGACCGUCGCGACAAAGACCCCUUAGACAUCUUUGCCGAUCCCCCGAAGACGAGCAGUGGCGGAAGAUCGGGGUACAGAGAGCGGAGGCCUCGCCGGAACUCAGAGUCAUCCAUCAUGGAACGAACCCCCAAGCUUGUGGAUACUGAGGACGAGAGACGGCGUCGCGAGCGACGACGCCGGGAGCGGGAGGCUCGCCAUAAAGAUGGAAAGGACAGCAAGGAGUCAAAGGAUGGAAAGCCUCGUUCGUCUAAAAAGUCCAACUACCACAUGGACAUUAUCGAUAAACUGGACGUGACCAGUAUUUAUGGCACUGGAAUGUUCCAUCACGAUGGGCCGUUCGAUGCCUGCAAUCCUAACCGUAACCGCAAGGGCUUGCGUACGGCACCCAUGCAGGCGUUCCCCAAGGACUCUGCCAACAUGGCCCUUGGAGGCGCAGGGCCAGUCAAUGCCAACAUUGAUCUGAACCUGUUCCACGGGACCAUGGACGAAGGCUACAAUGACUAUUCUACCAGCGCCGCGGUGGACCCGCGUAACAACAAGAGCGAGACCGCGAACUUUGAUCCAACCACUCGCAUCGAACCUGUCCAUGGAGCGGAGAGCAUGGGUCUGGGAACUAGCACGUUCCUGGAUGGUGCCCCGGCUAGCCGGGCAGACAUUCAGCGCCGUGGAAGUGGGAACGAGAACGGUGGAGCUGGUCCCAGCGGGGGAGGCUUGCAGCGCAAGAAGAGUUUGGCUCAAAGACUCCGGGGAAUGAACAAGCCCUCAAAUCCCCGAGUGGUCUCUCCCGAGUCCUCAUACACCCCGGGUGUGUCUACCGGCUCUAGUCACAUCGGAACCAUCCGCGCCAAUGAGAAGAAUCCCUUCUUCCAGGAUUAUGAUGAUGCUUGGGACAAGAAGGGGGCCCAGAUCAACAUGUCUGAGGAAUCACGUGGUACCGUAGGUACACGAGCCCGUUCCUCCAGCAGCCCCAAGCAGAAUACCGGGUUGGAGCGGAGGUUCACCAACGAACGGACCAACACUGGACUCGAUGAGGGCAAGCCCAGCGGCGGCGGGUUUAUCAACCGCAUGAAGAGUUUGAGAAAGCCCCGCCCUGAGCGGCGCAUCAGCAACGACUGAGCGACUUGAGUGAUUUUGAUCAACGGUCAUUUCCAACUCCGUUGCUUGUGUUUGACGCAGAUGACGAGGGAAGUGUGGAGAGGUGGAGAACGCUCUGGAAGCAUCCAUCUUGCACUCCCUUUAGUGUCUAUUUCGUAUAGAAGAUAGGCAGAAUGAGGCAUAUGAUGAGAUAAAGCAUCGUGAAUCGCAGGCUAGCGUAAAACGACAUAUGAUAAAAAUAUCGUCUGCAGCGUUACCUUGGGAUUUCCGACGCAUUACUCAACGCUCACCCAGAGCGACUGUUUUAGCGCGCUCUAAAGCGACGUACUCGACUCCAAUACAAAUGGUUUGGCGAGGCGGUGAUGGGAGUGGUUGGUGUUUCUUUGACUGGUAAACCACACGGUGUACGGGACGCGAAAGGACAAGGCGUUGAUGUGAGCAUUACUCUUUGUGUGCAUGGGAAUCGGACCUGUGUUGGGACCGACUGGGCUUUGCUGUUUCGUGCUUCUCUUGUUUGAUGGGGCUGUUUGAAGGCGAUGUGUCUUUCAGCUGAAUACAUACCGUGCUUGUACUGGCCCUCUUGCAUCUAUAUUAUUACUCUAGCCAUAACCGUAAGGCGUAGAUGUAGACCAGCCUACUCAUUUAGCUUUCCCAGAAGAUCCUUUACUCAUCUUCAC